Molecule: messenger RNA, 1129 nt
Organism: Salvia splendens (bonfire salvia)
Lineage: Eukaryota; Viridiplantae; Streptophyta; Magnoliopsida; Lamiales; Lamiaceae
Product: isoaspartyl peptidase/L-asparaginase 1
Exons: 3
Coding region: 112-987 (291 amino acids)
Molecular function (GO): hydrolase activity
Source: RefSeq, a predicted model, not a curated record
GUCUUCAAAAAAAAUGAAAGAGAUGAUGUCGCAAUCAUCGAGAUGUCCGUCCAAUAAAAACAAAAAAGAAAAUAACUGCUCCCAUUGAUCACGGAUACUAACUAGUAGUAGAUGGGUUGGGCUAUAGCACUGCACGGCGGCGCCGGUGAUAUCCCUCGCUCGCUGCCACCGGACCGCCGUCAGCCCCGAGAAGCAGCCCUCCGCCACUCUCUGCAGGUCGGCGUCGCUGCUAUCAAAGCUGGUCGAUCACCACUCGAUGUCGUCGAACUCGUCGUCCGCGAAUUGGAAGACCAUCCGCACUUUAAUGCUGGGAGAGGGUCUGUCUUGACAAGCGAUGGAACAGUGGAAAUGGAGGCUUGUAUCAUGGAUGGGAAUACGAAGCGUUGUGGAGCUGUUUCUGGCCUUACCACGGUCAAAAAUGCAAUCUCGCUAGCAAGACUAGUUAUGGAGAAAACUCCUCAUAUAUAUCUUGGAUUUGAUGGGGCCGAGGCUUUUGCAAGGGAUCAAAUCGAUUAUACAGAACCACUAACCAAAGUUGAAGAAGUGCCGCCUUCUAACGGAGACAGUCAACUUGGGACAGUCGGGUGCGUGGCUGUGGAUGGGAAAGGAAACCUAGCUACUGCUACAUCAACUGGCGGAUUAGUGAACAAGAUGGUGGGGAGGAUAGGCGACACGCCAAUCAUUGGUGCAGGAACUUACGCCAACAAGCUGUGCGCCGUCUCUGCUACUGGCAAGGGUGAGGCUAUCAUCCGAGCCACAGUUGGCCGGGACGUCGCUGCUCUUAUGGAGUACAAGAGGCUGUCUCUCAAAGAGGCAGCGACAUAUGUGAUUGAAGAGUGUGCACCCAGCCGUACUACAGGUCUGGUCGCGGUGUCUGCAACGGGAGACGUUGCGAUGCCAUUCAAUACGGUAGGCAUGUUCCGAGCCUGCGCUACUGAAGAUGGUUAUACUGAGGUGGCAAUAUGGGAGGAUGAGACGUGCGGUUGAGAUGUGAGAGGGGAGGUUCUGAUCUCGAGCGUUGUUGUUUGUGUCGUUAUUACAAACCUUGUUGCUUAGUGUAUUAAACUUGCCUGCGAUUUGUAAUCCUGAUUUCUGCUCUGCCUAAAAAAAAAAAAAAGAAAUUCGGUCA